AUGUCAGCGGAUGAAGAGCAGCAAGCAGAAAAAGGCGGGACUACUGCAGCCUCUUCCUGUCCCAGAACAGCCAUGGCAAGUGGUUAGCCUGGACUUCAUCACCGGGUUACCACCUACCACCAGCGGUCAUGACGCAAUCCUUGUCGUCAUCUACAAGUUCUCCAAAAUGGUACACUUCAUCCCGACACACACGACGGCGCGCACCGAGGAGACAGCACAACUCUUCGUUCGUCACAUCAUCCCACAGCAUGGCAUUCCAACCACACUCAUCUCCGACCGAGACCCCAAGUUCACCAGCAAGUUCUGGAAGGAACUUAUGUCUCUUCUCAGAACCAAACUUGCCAUGUCAUCCGCUUACCAUCCGCAGACAGACGGACAGACCGAGCGCCUCAACCAUUGUGGACAGCCUUGACUCACGUGGGAGAAAACAAA
This is a messenger RNA of Closterium sp. NIES-67, 432 nucleotides long. NCBI's taxonomy places the organism in Eukaryota, Viridiplantae, Streptophyta, Zygnematophyceae, Desmidiales, Closteriaceae. The record is from the annotation of a GenBank genome assembly.